Messenger RNA from Olea europaea var. sylvestris, 4147 nucleotides. Its product is annotated as calcium-transporting ATPase 12, plasma membrane-type-like. Gene Ontology annotation, molecular function: ATP binding; P-type calcium transporter activity; ATP hydrolysis activity. The coding region runs from base 372 to 3476 and encodes 1034 amino acids. Gene Ontology annotation, biological process: calcium ion transmembrane transport. Gene Ontology annotation, cellular component: membrane; intracellular membrane-bounded organelle. The transcript has a single exon. The record is from RefSeq and is a predicted model, not a curated record. NCBI's taxonomy places the organism in Eukaryota, Viridiplantae, Streptophyta, Magnoliopsida, Lamiales, Oleaceae.
CUUCCUCUCCGAUCUUUCAGGAAUUAUAUAUGGCCAUAACUUCUAAAUUCCUUCCUGGAAAUAAUUCUGUUUUCUCUGCGUGAAUUAUUUAUGAUCAUUUGUAUGAACAAACAUGUUCUUGCUCUGCUAUAUUAACUAAAUGGAACUCAAUGCUGAAUAGAUUACAAUUGUCAACUGUUCGCUUUCGUUCAAUGAAUGAGUUCAGAUCACGUCGGCCGUUAAUUUUAUAUACAUACAUGGAAGCUACCAAGAAACUUCCCUUUGCCGCCCAAAUUGAUUAUAAAUCAUCGUGACAUAAACGUUAUUGAAUGACAAUCUUUCUUACGCAAGAAUUCAUUCCUCCAUUUCUGCGAGUUUAGAGAGAACUAACAAUGGCAACCAAAUUCCAUUCAGCUACUGAUUAUGGUAGUGGCCUAUAUAGAGCGCUUCUUGAUUUUAGUAGCUCCACCCUCACAAAACCCCAGAAGCGGUGGCGCAUUGCCUGUAUCGCCAUUCAUUUUUCUCUGUCUCUUGCCAAAUCUAUUAUUAAUGGACGAAGAAAUCAUAAAUAUUCUGAAAUUUCAGGCUCUACUUCUCACACUGUUCUUGAAAUUGAUACAGUCAGUAGCUUGGAUCUGUCAUCCAGUACAAAUUUAGUGCCUGAAUCUUGUUUUCCCAUCGUUGAUCAAACAAAACUCAGAGAUAUGGUGAAGAACAAAAGCAUGGACGAACUCCGACAAUUUGACGGCGUUGAUGGCAUUGCCAAGCUUCUGAAAACUGAUUUAGAAAAUGGAAUUCCUGGAGACGAAGAUGAUACGAAGAAACGGAGGACUGCAUUUGGUUCGAAUACGUACCAAACCCUGCCUCCCAAAGGGCUAAUGUAUUUCGUGGUCGAGGCAUUUAAGGAUACAACCAUUAUCAUCCUUCUUGCCUGCGCAGCUCUAUCUCUUGCAUUUGGUAUUAGAGAACACGGGAUUCAAGAAGGAUGGUACGAGGGUGGCAGCAUAUGUGUAGCUGUUUUUUUAGUUGUUGUAGUAUCUGCAGCUAGCAAUUUCAGACAGGAAAGACAAUUUGACAAGCUAUCGAAAAUAAGUAGCAAUAUCAAUAUUGAUGUUGUUAGAGAUGGGAGGAGGCAGAAGAUAUCAAUCUUCAACGUCGCAGUUGGGGAUGUAGUUUUCUUGACGAUUGGUGAUCAAAUUCCAGCAGAUGGUCUAUUCAUCGACGGACAUUCCUUUCAAGUGGACGAAUCGAGCUUGACAGGAGAGAGUGAUCAUGUGGAAGUCGAUUCCAAGCAUAAUCCAUUCCUGAUGUCGGGUUCAAAAGUGGCCAACGGAUAUUCACGAAUGCUAGUGAUAUCAGUCGGAAUGAACACGGCCUGGGGAAAGAUGAUGAGUUCGAUAACAAAAGAUUCUAACGAGCAGACUCCAUUACAGGAGCGCCUGAACAAAUUGACGACCUCAAUCGGGAAGGUAGGACUUUCUGUAGCUUUCCUGGUUCUUGUAGUCAUGUUGAUUCGUUAUUUCACUGGAAAUACCGAAGAUGAAAAUGGAAAUCAAGAAUAUAAUGGAACAAGAACAGAUUUAAAUGAUAUUUUCAAUUCUGUUCUUCGAAUUAUAUCAACCGCUGUUACCAUUGUGGUUGUCGCAAUUCCAGAGGGGCUCCCGCUGGCUGUCACCCUAACACUUGCAUAUUCAAUGAAGAGAAUGAUGGCUGAUCAGGCAAUGGUCAGGAACUUAUCGGGCUGUGAAACAAUGGGAUCAGCAACAGUUAUUUGCACAGACAAGACGGGGACAUUGACAAUGAAUCAAAUGAAAGUCACUAAGUUUUGGCUCGGCCAUGACAACAUGGAGGAAGAUCAAUAUUCUCAGGCUAUUGCCCUGGAUCUCCAGGAACUAUUCCACCAGGGAAUCGGUUUCAACACAACAGGGAGCAUUUAUAAACCGAAAUCAGAAUCUAUAAUCGAGUAUUCUGGCAGUCCAACUGAGAAGGCAAUUCUCUCGUGGGCCGUCCAGGAUUUGCAUAUGGAUAUUGAGAAGCUGAAGCAAAAUUAUACGAUUAUUCAUGUUGAAACUUUCAAUUCGGAGAAGAAGCGAAGUGGAAUUCUGAUUAAGAAAAAGGUUGAUAAUACCAACCAUGUGCACUGGAAAGGAGCUGCAGAAAUGGUGUUAGCAAUGUGUACACAUUAUUAUCAGGGUACAGGAGAAGUUAAGAGCAUAACUGAAAAUGAAAGGUCGCAAUUUGAAAAUAUAAUCCAGGGAAUGUCAGCAAGUAGCCUCCGGUGCAUUGCAUUUGCUUAUAAGCAAAUUGAACCAGAAAAAGUUCAGUGUGACGAAGAUGAUUUGACCUUACUUGGGAUAGUCGGCCUAAAGGAUCCCUGCAGACCAGGUGCAAAAAAGGCUAUCGAAUCUUGCAGAAUGGCUGGAGUGCAAAUCAAGAUGAUCACAGGAGAUAAUGUGUUUACAGCAAAGGCAAUAGCCACAGAAUGUGGGAUACUUUCAUCUGAUCAAGAACAUGGUGUUGGCGAAGUUAUAGAAGGCUCCGAGUUCAGAAACUACACACCAGAGGAGAGAUUUCUCAAGGUCAAUAAAAUUCGUGUAAUGGCGAGGUCUUCCCCAAUGGACAAGCUUAUGAUGGUGCAAUGCUUGAAGCUGAAAGGUCAUGUGGUAGCCGUUACUGGAGAUGGAACAAAUGAUGCACCAGCACUAAAAGAAGCUGAUGUAGGCCUUUCCAUGGGAAUUCAAGGCACUGAAGUAGCCAAAGAAAGUUCGGAUAUCGUUAUCUUGGACGAUGAUUUUGCAUCCGUGGCAACCGUAUUGAAAUGGGGUCGAUGCGUUUAUAACAAUAUCCAAAAAUUUAUUCAAUUUCAACUCACUGUCAAUGUUGCAGCCCUUGUUAUCAAUUUCAUUGCAGCUGUUUCAGCUGGUGAUGUUCCCCUAACUACGGUGCAACUCCUAUGGGUGAACCUCAUAAUGGAUACACUGGGGGCUCUUGCACUUGCUACAGAAAGACCAACAGAUGAGCUUAUGCAUAAUCCCCCGGUCGGUCGAACCGAGCCUCUAAUCACAAAGAUUAUGUGGAGAAACCUCUUGGCACAGGCUAUAUACCAAAUUGCCGUACUCUUAACCUUUCAAUUUAAAGGUAAAUCAAUCUUUAAUGUGGAGGAGAAGGUAAAGGACACAUUGAUUUUCAACACAUUUGUGCUUUGCCAAGUUUUCAAUGAAUUUAAUUCAAGAAAUUUGGAGAAGAAGAAUGUGUUUAAAGGGAUUCAUAAGAAUGGACUGUUUCUUGGAAUCAUUGCAGUAACUCUUAUUCUACAGGUUGUGAUGGUAGAGUUUUUAAAGAAAUUUGCUGAUACGGUGAGUUUGAAUUGGGUUCAAUGGGGAAUUUGUAUUUUGCUUGCAGCUUUUACAUGGCCACUUGGUUGGAUUGUGAAGUGCAUUCCAGUUCCUAAAAUGCCAUUUCUAAGUUACUUCAAAUUUUCACAUACAACUACAUGAUUUUACUCUGCCGGAGGGCAUAUAAAGCUUGCGUCUGUGGGCAGAAAAAAGCACCACGAAAUAAUGGAGAUUAAGAUUGAGAUUUUGGAACUUGGAUGGCAAAGAUUUUGUUGGACUGCGUCGAGCCUAAUUAUAGAAGUUUAUUUUGUAGUCAUGGCUUUUGAGUAUAUGUUCAUGUAUUAGGUCACUCAUAUUCUUACAAUAUAAAGAAUUUAUUAGGGGGCCCUUUUUGUGUGCAAGAUGUGUGCGAGAAAAUGAUAGCGAAAAUCUGUCAGAGUAAGUGGAUUUAGCUCUCACGUCGAGGGCCAACCAUUAAAAAUCUUCACGUUUUAUGCUCGUUUUUGUGUGCAAGAUGUGUGUGAGGAAAUGAUAGCGAAAAUCUGUCAGAAUAAGUGGAUUUAGCUCUCACGUUGAGGGCCGGCCACAAUAAAUCUUCGCGUGCUAUGCUCGUUUUUGGGUUCUUUUUGACGAACGGGCUGUAGGAGUAUUGGAACAUAUGGGCAUCAGCAGAUCAGCCAGCCCAGCUCAAAUGAUUUAGGCGCCAAAUUUAGUUAGAAGUUAGCUGUGUAUUAGCUGUGUACAGCUGUAUUAGUUGAUAGUUUUUUUCUAUUUAUACUCACCUAUGUACUGAACGAUUGAAUUGAAUGAGAAUGCUUUCCAUUUUACAGAUU